Molecule: messenger RNA, 3101 nt
Organism: Onychomys torridus (southern grasshopper mouse)
Lineage: Eukaryota; Metazoa; Chordata; Mammalia; Rodentia; Cricetidae
Gene: Zfand4
Product: zinc finger AN1-type containing 4
Exons: 10
Coding region: 140-2365 (741 amino acids)
Molecular function (GO): protein binding; zinc ion binding
Source: RefSeq, a predicted model, not a curated record
GCAGGCCAGCGGUGGCUGGCUUCGCAGGCGCGCUCACCUUUAUCGGCCUGCGGGCAGGCGAGCGAGCGAGCGAGUGGACAGGACCACCGGAGGGCGAGCGGGUACAAAACUUAAACAUGAACGACGAUACAUAUUACCAAUGUUCAAAGCUGAUUUGGGUAGAACUGGAAUACAGUUGCACACAACAUAUUCCAGAGGAAUUAGAAAAGGCAAAGUAAUGGAUAACAGAAAAGAGCCUCCAUUCUUCAAUGAAGAUAACGUGGGACCAUUUUACUUCAAACUUCCUUUCUAUGACACCAUGGAACUCUUCAUCGAAACAUUGACUGGAACAUGUUUUGAACUAAGAGUUUCACCCUUUGAAGCUGUUAUCUCUGUGAAAGGAAAAAUUCAAAGAUUGGAAGGUAUUCCCAUCUGUCAGCAGCACUUAAUUUGGAAUAACAUGGAGCUUGAAGAUGAUUAUUGCUUGAAUGAUUACAACAUUUCAGAAGGUUGUACCUUGAAGCUGGUAUUGGCUAUGCGUGGUGGACCAAUAAGUACUAGAAAAGUUCUUGUGGAAGACCCACUUAGGGAGCUUGCUGAGUACAUGGAUUCCAGUCGGGACGAGGUCUGGGAAAAGACCUCUUGCAACAAACAAGUUACAUUUUUGGUAUACCGAGAAGGAGAUCAAUUGAAUUUCUUUCGUGUAGUAGAUAGGGGAGAUGGCACUUUAACACCAUUAUCUGAAUCUUUAAGUGGUGGUUCUGUGUAUAAUUUGUAUACAGAUGAGGAUGAAGAAGCUGAGCCUUCUCCUUCUGGGCAACAGAUCAUUGAAAAUUCAAUAACUAUGAAUAAGAUGAAGCUGCUGAAGGCUAAGAUGGAGAACAUGAACCUCAGCAAAAAGCCUAAGAAAGUUGUCAAGCUGAAGCCUCGUCCACCUGUAGCUCCUCGACCUCCCAGCAGUUCCACAGCAGCAGCCCGGCACAGACUGUUAAGAGUCCUGCCUCACAUCGGGCAAUCUUGUUUACCUUCUCCUGGGAAUGCCUAUCUCCCUGAAACAUCCAGGAAUGCAGGCUCAAGUCCUGCAGCAGCUCAGGCCCCUGCUGAUAGACCAGUAUCAUCUCUCAGAAAGGAACUGCUGAAGGAGGAUGACUGGGAGAUUAACACACUGUCUCAUCCCACGGGUAGCAUCAGACUGCUACCUCAGAUGACCCACAUAGAACUGGAAAAUGACAAAGAGCUUGCAGAUUCGGUACUUCAUCUUGGAUCAUCCCUGCCUAGGCGAACAAAGCACAUUUCAGGGAACUUGCCAUCUAAUAAUGAGGAUGAUGUCGUCUUAUUUCCGCCGUCAGAAGAGUGUGUAUCUGAAGAGUUGCUCCUGACGGAAGUAGGUCCUUUUGCCCCAUUUGCAGAAGGAAAUGAUGUCGAGCACUCCAGCAGUGGUAUAGAAGGCAUAGGGAAGGUGACUCCAGAGUUUCCACUCGCUAAAGGUGAUAGAGGGAGAGCCGCAGAGCAGCCUCUGAACCAUGUGGCAAGAGCGUUGAGCAGUGACCCAGUUGACAAUGCAGUUCUUAACCACCGAGAGUCGAGCUCUCACAAGAACAGACUCCUGUCGCCGCUUCUCUGUGCUGCUGCACCAGGGUCACUACAUAAUUCUCUGGUGAAGACACAGAGACAGUCAAAAUGUUUUGAGUCUGGAAACCCCUCAGCGCCUACUUCACAAAAUGCCCUACGGGAACUGGACCUUCGAACCAUCGCCGACUCUUCUUUCUCUAGGACUGCUCGCUUCCGUGCUGUUAAAGUCGAUUCGCCUGGGAAAAGAUCUGACGUUAUUUCCAAAGUCGAAGCUCGAGAUAUCACAGAAAUGGCUAACAAAGCUUCCAAAGAGCCUGUUGGUUGUGUAAAUAAUGGCUUGUUGGCUUCACUGGCACGGAGUGCAAGCAGAGACAGUUUGCAGAGCACGCGUGGAGCAGGCAGGCUUCGGCCCUCUGGAAUUGGGCUGUCUACAAACUUCCAGCACUUCCAGGAUGAAAACACUAGGAAAAGUUCUCCCCAGUUAGAACCUACAGAUUUUUUUCUAUCUGCUCGUGGUGUUGGAAUGAGUGGAAAUAAUGCAGCAGCAGGGAAAAGAGUAGGAGAAAGCACCCACCACCUUCCACCUGUGAAAGCCCCUCUUCAAACAAAGAAGAAAAUAACGAAACAUUGUUUUCUUUGUGGAAAGAAAACAGGACUGGCCACUAGCUUCGAAUGCAGAUGUGGAAACAACUUCUGUGCAUCUCAUCGCUAUGCAGAAACUCACGGCUGCACGUAUGACUACAAGAGUGCAGGGAGGAGGUACUUGCAGGAGGCAAACCCUGUGGUCAAUGCACCAAAACUUCCCAAAAUCUAACUCUUCUCCGCGCUUUACCGCUCUGCCUGAGGAAUCCUAUUAUAUUGACAGAAGAAAUAUUGUUUAGACUGCAUUAUUUUUGUUCGACUCCAAAAGAUUUGCCAAAUAACAAGAGCACACAGUGCAUACUGUUGGAGAAUGAAAAUGCCUAUUGUAUUGAUGUCUUUAUUCUUUGGUGAAUCAAAAGUUCUGAAAGUAGCUUCAAAACUUUACACUAUAAUGAUUUAGUUUUGUUAUUGCAUGUCUGUGUUAAGUAUUUUAUAUUUGAAAUUGGAAUUAUUUAUUAGACAAAUCUUCAAAAGAUGCACUUUAGGAAGUUACCAUUGGCUGUAUAACCAGGCUUCCAUGUUGUACAGAAACAAGUGUUUCUGUAAUGGCUCUAUUCAAACUGAGCACAUUUUGCCCAUUUUUCUUUCUUUUCUUGUGGGGAUGGGGUAGAUGGAAUUUUUUCUUUUUAUAAAUCCCACGUGUGAAAGUUUAGGAGGUUUACUAGCAAGUUCUUUUUUAAAGAACAUCUGUUUCUCCAGUGUGAUUUUUAACACGUAUAUUUCUUCCAUAUUCAGAUUGGCAUUCAUAUAUGUAUCCAUUCUCUAGAACACAUCAUGUUAAUAUAGUAUACAUUUCUUAAAAUACUACUUUUUAAAUGGUAGUUUUAAAAUAACAGUGUCUUCCUUAUUGCCAUUGAAAACAGAGACCAACUUUUCACUUUUCAAAAUGGCUAUAUAUAUUUUUAAAA